Iphiclides podalirius (scarce swallowtail) is the source of this 1011-nucleotide messenger RNA. NCBI's taxonomy places the organism in Eukaryota, Metazoa, Arthropoda, Insecta, Lepidoptera, Papilionidae. The record is from the annotation of a GenBank genome assembly.
AUGUCAAAGGAGAAAGGUGAAACAAUUAAUGGUGAUGGAGCCGUGGUCACAGAGCAAACAAAUGAAAAACGAAUUGGUUGCACCCAUUACAAACGUCGGGCGAAAUUUGUGACACCCUGCUGCAACAAAUUUUACAUGUGUCGAUAUUGCCAUGAUGAAAAAGAACAACACUAUUUUAAUAGAAAAUCUGUUACUGAGUUAAUUUGUACUGAAUGUGAUACAAGGCAAAAGGUACAGGCUGAAUGUGAGAACUGCGGAGUUAGAUUUGGGAAGUACACAUGCUUGAUCUGCAACCUGUUUGACGACGAGGACAAACGGCAGUACCACUGCGAUGGCUGCGGCAUCUGUCGCGUGGGCGGCCGCGAUCGCUUCUUUCAUUGUGAGCGAUGCAACAUGUGCCUGCCUGUGCAGCUACAAAGAGACGGGCAUCGGUGUGUAGAGAAUGUUUCCCGUUCGAAUUGCCCGGUGUGCCUGGAGGACAUCCAUACGUCUCGGAUCCCGUGCCACAUCCCGGACUGUGGGCAUCUGUUGCACCGACCCUGUUUUGAGCAGCUCCUGCACUCUGGCCAUUAUGCCUGCCCCACUUGCCAGACUAGCAUGAUUGACAUGUCCAACUUAUGGGACUACCUAGAUUCUGAAGUGGCCGCUACACCGAUGCCACCAGAGUAUGCUGACUACAAAGCAACCAUUCUGUGCAAGGAUUGUCACAAGCUGUCUACUGUCAAGUUUCACAUAGUAGGCCUCAAAUGUCAACACUGCGGCGCAUACAACACUUGCCAAACCAAUGGUUUCCACAAGGAGUCGGGGAGCGCGGAGGGCAGCGAGCCGUCGGCUUCGAACGCUCCGCAGACGGCGGGGUCAACGACCUCAAGCGCGGGAAACGGAAGCUCGGCGGCGGGACUAGGCGGCUCUGGGGCGGGGCAGAACUCGUCGGGGGCGGGGGCGUCGGGCGGGGGCGAGGGCGAGUGCACCCUCCCGCGCGCCUCGCCCCUCGACGAGCCGCCACAGGCA